AAUGUAGGUUAGAAUGCAUGUGACUGUCAUGGGGCAUGCAUCCCACACUAUACACAACAGUUCAGUUACAAAGAAAAUGGCAGCAUUAAACCCUGACAAUCAGCAACAAGCUGACAAGAGAAUAAUAGGAUUCGAUUGUGAGUUUGUGAAGCCACCACCUUCGGAAUACAUCCAGUCACAGUGUCCAGUUUGUCUCCAGAUUAUUCGAGAGCCCCACCAGGUCACAUGCUGUGGAAAGAAGUUUUGCAAAGCUUGUAUUGAACACAUCAAAGCAAUUAAAAAAUCGUGCCCAACCUGCAAUAAAAAUGAGUUUUUGUAUUUCCCAGACACAUGUUUGAAACAAUCACUCUAUGGACUUAACAUUCGCUGUGGCCACCAGAAAGACGGGUGUGAGUGGACGGGGGAACUGAGACAGCUUGAUGAGCACCUCAACACAGAUCCAGAGCCAGAGAAACAACUCGAUGGAUGUAAGUUUGUUAAAUUCGAUUGCAUCUAUAGAUGCGGAAACCACCAGCAGCGAAGGUACAUUCAAAACCACCGAAUUAAGGAUUGCCCCAAACGAUUAUUCGAUUGUGAGCACUGCCAAGAUUACAAGUCUACCUAUGAUAAUGUCACCAACAACCACUGGCCUGUGUGUGGGUCCUUCCCUGUUCCCUGCCCUAACCAGUGUGGUUCAACUAUCCAACGUCAGAAUAUAGACAGCCAUGUUGCCAAUGAGUGCCCCCUGGCCACCAUCAACUGUGACUUCCACCACGUAGGCUGUGCUGUGAAACUCCCUCGACAAGACAUGCCAGAACACCUGAGAGAGAACCUACUCACACACAUCUCUCUAUUAGCCACCAGUCAUACCAAGCAACAAGCUGAGAUAACAAAUUUGAAAGCUGAGAAUGAUACUUUAAAAAGAAAACAUAAAAACUUCGGGCACAAUUACCAAUAUCUGGAAGCUGAAAAUAGAAGACUUAAAACUAAAUUAGAACCAUUACAACAAUUGCUCAAGACUGCACCUCCCAUCGUGAACUCCAGACCUCCCAUCGUGAACUCUAGACCUCUUGGUCCCCCUGUCCUUACACUGACCAACUUCCAACAGCACAAGAGAGAUGGUGAUGAGUGGUUCUCCCCUUCAGUCUACACCCACCAUCAGGGCUACAAGAUCUGUCUUAAAGUGUAUGCUAACGGCUAUAGCACUGGUAAAGGAACACACGUCUCUGUGGGUGUGUAUUUCAUGAGAGGAGAGUUUGACGAUUCUCUGAAAUGGCCAUUUCGUGGUGUGAUUUCAUGGCAACUAAUGGACCAGGUCAAUGGCGAGGAUCAUAGCACCCACACCACACCCUAUAGUGACAAAAUACCUAACACGCACUGUAACAAAGUGACAAAGGGAGAGAGAUCAAAGAAUGGGUUGGGACUUCAAAAGUUCAUUGCUCAUACUGAACUGGAGCCCAAGUAUUUACGAAAUGAUACCCUUCUCUUCCAAAUACACAAAAUAGAACUGAAAAAAUAGUUUCACAAACUUACAUACAUUGCUAUUAAAACUAGUGUUCAAGCUGGCGCUGUGCUAAUGCCUCUCGCCAUGUUUUUGCUUUCGCUUAAAAGUAUUAGAGUGUUAUAUUAGUAUUAAAGUUAGCUUAUCUAUAUAAAGUCACUGAGAAGAAAAGACUUAUUUACAUGCAUCUAUUGUUGUAUUAUGUGGCUUACCAGGACCUCAAGAAAGAAGAAAAUUGAUUCUUCCAGGAUCUGUAGUUUAGUGUAUAUAAUAUCUAAGAAAAGACCUGUGUACAUGCAUAUUGUUAUCUAUAUUGUUAUAUGGUAGUGUUUUGUGGCUUACCAGGCCCUCAAGACAAAGAUGAUUCUGCCAGGAGGAUCUUACAUGUGGGGAAUGAGCGCGCAUGCGCAUUACAUCCACAGGAAUAAUUAAAGGGUGUGUCCAAAGAGAUCAAUUUCACAAAUGGCUACUGCUAGCUAGCUGUUUUAACAGAUAUUUUCUGAGUAUUGUAGCUAACAAAAAGCUAGCGCUUUAGUGCAAGGCUAACUCAUAUGUUGAAUAGAAAGUUUGUGCGAACAGAUGAUGCUAUGAAAGAUUCUGAAGAGACUGCAACAGCCUUCAAUGUGAGUCAAACUAGCCAUAACUCGAGAAAGAAGCUUUAGUUUGCUAAUCCACGAAUCAAAAUCCAAGAGAACGUGGCUAGAAGCCUAUAGAAGCUGUUAGUUUUCGUUACAUUGCAACCGUUGAGCAGUUAUAGCUGGAAUACACACACAGACAGACAGACAGACAGACAGACACACAGUUAGCCUCGAUCCCAGGCCGAGUUUUCGCUUUUAUAACGGUUAGGCGAACAGCUACGCCUCGAGGCAUAACUAGACAUUAUGUUGAACAUCAUGGUGUUGAUUAUUGUUUGCUAUAGAAUUUAUUCGUUACAUGUAGAUAACGAACAUUUCAGGAAGAACUUAUAGUGCGAUAAACUAUAUAAAAGGGGCAGUAUAGAUCAGCAUGACAAUUAACUUCUAUUAUAACGUAUACUCAUAAUAUUAUUAUAUACCUAUACAUGAUAUAAUAACGACAGAAGAGAUAGCACACACUGAGAGUAUAAAUUCUCUGAGUCUCUGCAUGUGCAUGACCCAGUCACACUAAUUUCACAGCACUGGGUAUUCAGUUUCUUCUGGUACAAUGCCACUUAUUUCUAGACCCUCUUCUUUGCUGUUGAUGUGUACAACACCAAUUAAACAUGGCAGCAAGUGGAAGCUUGGCUGCUCGCAUUUCUUCACCUGGUUCUUUUGUUUUUUGUACAUCACUGGCAGCUUGUGCUCACUGUGGACCUGUCCUCCUUAUCUGGAUUGUGCUGAGGAUUCGUUGUGCAUCAUCAGUCACUUCAUGUGCACACUGGGACCUCUCAUUAUCAUCAUGCUAGCACUACCACUAUUCUACGUAUCCACUUGGAAACACUCACCCCAUAGACUAUUAUAUGCACUGAAAUUAUGUUGUCCAGAAACGCUCAAUCAUUGAUGGCUGCAUGUCACCAUUUCACUUUCUUUCUGUGUAGUGAAUCGGAUUGCCAACAUGUCCAGUAAUAUCUCGGUGGCUGAUGUCUGGAGGAAAGAGAAAGAGUUGUCGAGGAGGAAGAUACUCAGCAUCAUUCUAGUCUUCUACCUCUGGCAAUACUGAACCCUCUACAAGGACUGCUCAAUGCUAUAGCCUAUGGUGGAGUAUGCACCACAUUCUGCACCUGGGUACGCAACAAGUACUCAUCACCAGAGAACAUCUACGUGUCCAGUUGGAGUGGUGAGUACAUUGACGUCGACUUUCGAGUGAACAAGGGCGAGAUUCACCGAGCAAAGAGAGCCAAGGCUGUCUGAGACUCCGUGGCACUGACAAUAUUAUUUUUAACGCUAUUUUGGAACUGUUUCGUUUGAGUUCAUUUCAUGUAAGUACAUAAUUAAAUUGCAGUUCAAUAACUAAAUUUUAUACAAGUGAAGAAGUAGAUUUAUUAUUACAAAGCAAAAAUAUUCAA
This is a messenger RNA of Halichondria panicea, 3503 nucleotides long. Its product is annotated as TNF receptor-associated factor 4-like. Gene Ontology annotation, biological process: regulation of apoptotic process; signal transduction. The transcript has 3 exons. Lineage: Eukaryota; Metazoa; Porifera; Demospongiae; Suberitida; Halichondriidae. Gene Ontology annotation, molecular function: zinc ion binding; protein binding. The record is from RefSeq and is a predicted model, not a curated record. The coding region runs from base 14 to 1498 and encodes 494 amino acids.